Anthonomus grandis grandis is the source of this 1421-nucleotide messenger RNA. RefSeq lists its product as uncharacterized. Lineage: Eukaryota; Metazoa; Arthropoda; Insecta; Coleoptera; Curculionidae. The coding region runs from base 66 to 1421 and encodes 451 amino acids. The transcript has 9 exons. The record is from RefSeq and is a predicted model, not a curated record. Gene Ontology annotation, molecular function: protein binding.
UCUCAGUAAUCAUGCAAAGUUUCUGAUAUUGAAUUAUUUUACAUAUUGUUUCAGAAGCAGUUCAAAUGUCUAUGAGAGAGCGAUUACCGAGUUUAGGUCACAGAAAAAGAUCUCGAAGAGGCACUGAAGAUAAACUUAAAUCAUUAGAGUUUGGUAUUGACGAUUGCAUCAGAUUUCCAUGUUUAUUACAAAGAUGCUGCGAAGAACAAGGCUACUUAUUCAUACCUAUGAUCCAGGUUUUUCAGACCCGCGAGGAUGGUAUGUUCUUUCCCAUUCAGACAUCUAAGCCUUUUAAUUUUGAAGUACUGUCCAAUAUAAUAUUAAAACUAUUUUUAAAUAAAGAAAUGAAAUUGAAGAUGAUACAGUGCAUUGCGAAUCAAAUUAUUAACUCAAGAUUAUUUUAUUGCUUAAACAUGACGAUCCUGUUCUUUUCAUCCACUUUAACGACUUUGAAAUUAGAUUAUUGUAACUUAAAAGCAAGUAACCUUACGACCUUGCAAGAUUCGUUAAAUUCGAAAAAAACAAUCACAGAGCUUAGUAUUUGCGGUAACCCAAACAGAGAACAAAAUUUCUUUUGCUUAUUGCACUGUGGCCUUAAAGUGCUUAACCUAAGGUUUUGCCAAAUUAAUGUGGAAGGUCUAAAGAACUUAGCCAGAGCGUAUCUUAAUACUCCUCCAUAUAUUUCAAGCCUCAUACAUCUUGAUUUGUCUCAUAACAUGGUUUUUGAUGAGGGCUGUACUUAUAUUGCCAAUAUUUUGAGAUGCGAUAGAAAUUUACUCUCAAUUAAUUUGACGGACUGCAAAAUAGGUGAUGAAGGUCUUAAGACUUUAUUGUCAAGUUUUGUGGAAUUCUCUUUAAAUUUAGAUGAGUUGUACUUUAGACGAAAGAUCCGGAUGGAAUAUUAUAAAUUAACAUCCAACUUGAAACUACCUGUGUUUUAUAGCAACACAAUAUCUGAGGCAGAGAUCAAAGAUAAACUGGCAACGAUAGAGGCCUUGCUUAGCAAACAUCCUCUUAUUAUUGAGGCCUAUGAAGAAAAUGGAGAGAUAAUUUGUAAAGGAAAUUAUAGUUUAAGACAUUUCAACAUUGCCUAUAACCCAUUAACCGAAGAAAGUCUUAACCUUUUAGUAAAAACCCUUAUGGAGCAAAAUUUACUGCAUGGUAACGGAAAAGGCUUAACACGGAUAGUGCUUGACGGAACACCUUCACAUCUGGAUGAAUGUGAAAACGUAAAAAAUACAAUUUACGAUUUAUUGGUUACCAAGCGUAUGCGGGUAAGUAGUUCUUUGUCGAACAGCUUUACUGCACAGAACCGAAGUAGUUUGAGAAAGAUCAGGAAAGCAUCAAACGGUAGCAGUACGAGUCGUAGUGUCCAGUCAAGUAAUAAAGACAAGGAAAGCAUAAUAACAGCCUCCCAAUAA